This is a messenger RNA of Colletotrichum higginsianum IMI 349063, 594 nucleotides long. RefSeq lists its product as uncharacterized. NCBI's taxonomy places the organism in Eukaryota, Fungi, Ascomycota, Sordariomycetes, Glomerellales, Glomerellaceae. Bases 1 to 594 code for a protein of 197 amino acids. The record is from RefSeq and is a predicted model, not a curated record. The transcript is spliced from 2 exons.
AUGGUCAUCGGCCUGCUGGCCAUCGCCGCCAUCCCCACAGUCAUUGGCACGGGGCAGGCCGUCAGCGCGCAGAAGAAGCAGAAUGCCGCCUCCAAGGAGCAGGCCAAGUUCAGCCUCACGACAGUGCUCGACGUCGACGGCCGGGAGGAGGAGUGUCCCGUCGUCCUCGUCGAUAACAAGCUUUGGAUAAACCACAGCCUCGCACCGGCACCCGGGCACAAGUUCUCGGGGUACUACUUCACCUACCCCAGCGAAGAGCAGUACCGCGGCCUCGUCUCGACGAUAUCCGAGGACCCGCCCAUGCUCAACUGGAUCUGGGUCGACGCCGACACCAGGGCGGCGCGCCACAGUGGCCGCAAGGACACCAUCGGCCACGUCAUCGGCCCCUGGGGCUGGAGCGACGACGAGAAGUUCCUGACGCUGCGCGGCAGCGGCCUCGGCUUCGUCGCCGUCCUCGAGGACGACGGCCGAUGGGCCGUCUACUGGGACCCGGACGGCAGGCUGCGCGAGGGCUACGAGGAGGGGGACUGCGUCGCGAUCAACCUCAAGCGGCAGAUGGCGCUGGGAAUCGAGAGCGGCUACGUUAGAGGUUAG